CCAUAUGUUUUGGUAUCGGGAGGCGAGUCGAGUCGAUUUGGAAUAUAAACACAAUCGAGCCGAACUGCCCGUGCAAAUGAAUUGAAAUUAGAAUUACGCGCUGUUAUUAUUUCGUUUAAUUUGUUAGCAACAAGGAAGCGCUUUAUUUGUUUGAUUGCAACAUGAUUUCCGAAGUGGACUCCAAUAAGGAUAGCACAGUACGUGUUGCUGUCAGAAUUCGACCUCAGAACUCGAGGGAGCUUAUAGAUAUGUGUCGUAUCUGCACGACAGUAACUUUGGGAGAGCCUCAGAUUUUUCUUGGAUCGGACAAAGCCUUCACUUUCGACUAUGUGUUUGAUACCAAUUCAAAUCAGUGUGAUAUAUACUCGGACUGCGUGGAAAGAUUAGUGGACAGUACGCUGCACGGCUACAAUGCCACUGUACUGGCCUACGGCCAAACAGGAUCGGGAAAGACGUAUACAAUGGGCACUGGUUUCGACCACGAGUCGGAGUCAUCAGAGUCCGUCCAGCUUGGCAUUAUUCCGCGGGCGGUUCGUCAUAUAUUCAGUGGAAUCGAACAACUGGAGGGGUCCUGCUCUUCAGAACUUUCAGCGGCUGGUGGGAGUCCGCAGUUCAGUCUGGCUGUUCAAUACAUCGAAUUGUACAACGAGGACAUCUUUGAUCUGCUGGACCCAUUCAAUAAAAACAGCAACUUUAAGAUCCACGAAGAUGCCAGUGGACAAAUAACAAUAUCUGGGGCGUCGAUAAAGCCCAUUUAUCAACCGCAAGAUGCCUUAAAGUACCUUCAGCAAGGAGCUUUAGCUCGGACCACAGCAUCAACAAAAAUGAACGAUCAGUCUUCCCGCUCGCACGCUCUGUUCACGAUUUUUGUGCGCAGACAGAGACUACUUACCCCCAGUGACAAUGCUCCAGAUAACGACCUGGAAACCAUGACCUCCAAGUUUCAUUUCGUUGAUUUGGCGGGUUCGGAAAGGCUAAAAAGAACUCAGGCCACUGGCGAACGGGCUCGUGAGGGCAUAUCCAUAAACUGCGGAUUACUUGCUCUGGGUAAUUGUAUUUCGGCUCUCGGUGACAAGUCUAAAAGGGCUCUGCACGUGCCCUAUCGGGACUCCAAGCUGACGCGACUUCUUCAGGACUCGCUUGGCGGUAAUAGCCAGACCUUGAUGAUCGCUUGUGUGUCGCCAAGUGAUCGAGACUUCAUGGAGACACUCAAUACGCUAAAGUACGCCAACCGAGCAAGAAAUAUUAAAAACAAAGUUAGGAUUAACCAAGACCAGAGUUCCAGAACCAUUUCUCAGCUGCGUAGGGAAAUCGCAGCUUUGCAGUUGGAGUUAUUGGAGUAUAAACAGGGUAAACUUGUAGUUGACUGCGAGGGUAAUACCACCAUUUCGGACACGUUCAAUGAGAAUAAAUUGCUUUUAUCGGAAAUUAAAAGGCUUCAGCAAAGGCUGAAAUCGUUGCAAAGCACGGUUGCCACUCUGACCCAAAGGAAUGCAGAUCUGAAAACAAAUUUGGAUUUAAAUAAGUGGACUAGUAACGACAAUUCCGAUGUUGAAAUGGCAAAAGUGGUGGGCCAAUACAUGCUGGAAAUCGAACAACUCCAGACCAAACUCAUUGAGUCCGAGGAGCAUCGUAAGCAAAUGGAAAUUAAAGCCACUACUUCACCGAGAAACGCAAAACCCGUUUAUGAUGGCGAUAUUAUAACCAAGGCUAAAAGGGAUUUGGAGAGAGAAAGGGAACUUCUGAUGUCGCGUUCGUUGCCAGGAAUUCAAAAUCAGAAUGUCAGCUCUGAGGAAGCGGAAGUGGCCAGUAGCGAUUCAGAAGCUGAGGAAGUAGUAAAGGAUCUGGAGGCCAUUGAUAAUGACAUUGAAAUGAGAACCAAACUGAUCGAACAAUUGGAGUUGACCAACGAAAGAUGCGAGCUAAUGCGAAUGCAGUACGAGGAGAAACUAUCUGUGUUAUAUUGUAAAAUCGAGAACACGCAAAAAGAACGAGACGAUGUCUUGGCAAAUAUGACCACAUCUGUGUCCACGCCAUCGAAGGAUAGUUUCAAAAAAGUAAAGUCAGAUUAUGAAAACAAGAUAAGCCAUAUGCAAAUUGAGAUCAGGAAAUUGCAAAACGCGCAGAGGGAACAUAUUCGAAGCCAGCAACAACUUAAGUCCCAUGAAGUUAAGAUUGGCACGCUGCGCAAUGAGCUGAAUGAGUUGAAGUUCACAAAAGUUAAAUUAAUGAAGAAGAUGACACAACAAUCUAGCCGGCAUAAGCAGGAGGAAAGUCGCAAAUCAAAGGAAAUUGCCCAGUUGCUGAAGGAGCAGCGCCGUCAGAAGAAUGCUGUUCUAUCUCUAGAGGCGAAAGUGAGUGCUAAGGAGCAAAUUCUGAAGCGAAAAACCGAGGAAGUGAUCGCCCUUCGCAAGAGCCAAAGGGGAAAGUCCGGCCAGAGGGCACCAGCUCACUUAACAUCGAAAAUUGCCACCCUUGAUGGUUUCGCCUCACGAACCGCACGACAUCGAUGGGAUAAUCUAUACCGCAACAUAUUACAUGCGGCCAGAAACAGGCAGUUGAUCACGCAACUGGAGAAAGAGCUGGAACGCUUGAUAUUGGAGCGAGAUAAUCUCUCGCGGGAGCUGAACGUAAUGGAAAACGGACAAACUGCUGAUAGGCAAACUGAUGAUUUCAACGAAGUUGACAAUCUGAGAACAAACAUAAGUUACAUUCAGGAGAAUAUAGAGCAUGUGCAGCAGGCUAUAAUGGAAUUCGAGGACACAAAGGACACUGUGCAAAGCCAUGUGAAUAAGAUACAAAGUCUGUUGGACGAAGUGUCAACCGUGGCGGAAGCGAAGUUCAUUUUACAAAAGUUUUCCGACACCUCCAUUGUAAUGUCGUGCAAUUUGGCUAUUGCGGAAUCUCAUUUGCAGGAGAAGGAAUCGCUGCUGAAGGAAGUUAAACAAGAGACCGGUAUUCAACAGCAAAUCCUGCAGCAUUUCCUAUCGCAAAACAGUAAUGUCCAUAUAGCCGACAUAUUCGAUUCCUUAAAUCUCAAGGGCAGUAACCUCACAAGUAGUGUAAAUCCAGGUUCUCAAAAGUCUUUGGUCAGUAAUGCCACAUACGACAUCCCGCAGGACGAUAAGAAUUCGGAGUUUUCCCAAGUGGAAAUGCGUAGGACGACGAGUAGAAGUCCUUCGCCGCUUGGAAAUUCAGAUCCGUUCGAUAAGAGCCCCAAAGUGCGUAGACGUACCGCCAAGCGGCAAGAUCUCCUUUUUGGGGACACGGAACUUCCAGAACAGACUUUUAAUAAAAUGACGUGAUUGUGCAAUCGAAGAUGAGGUCAUGUGACACAAGCGGCGGUCGGAAUUGAAUAAUAUUGAUUGGUAACCGCUUGCGAACAAAUAAUCAAAAGACAGUGUCAAUAAGUUACUACGUUAUUAUUGUAACUAUAUUUAUUCAAAACUAACAUACUAGUGCUUCUGUUUGUUUUUUUUUGUAUUCCAAGGUCAUUUGCAAUUGGUGUCUUAGUCGUUCAAAAUAAACAAAUUUUAGAGAAUAUUAUUAUAAUAUAUUAAUAAACUAUUAUAAGAUACUUAGGACAA
Messenger RNA from Drosophila santomea, 3587 nucleotides. RefSeq names its product kinesin-like protein KIF21A (gene Klp31E). The coding region runs from base 162 to 3305 and encodes 1047 amino acids. Gene Ontology annotation, biological process: mitotic spindle organization; microtubule-based movement. The transcript is spliced from 12 exons. Gene Ontology annotation, molecular function: microtubule binding; microtubule motor activity; ATP binding. Lineage: Eukaryota; Metazoa; Arthropoda; Insecta; Diptera; Drosophilidae. The record is from RefSeq and is a predicted model, not a curated record.